Paramecium tetraurelia is the source of this 2421-nucleotide messenger RNA. RefSeq lists its product as uncharacterized. The record is from RefSeq and is a predicted model, not a curated record. Lineage: Eukaryota; Ciliophora; Oligohymenophorea; Peniculida; Parameciidae. Gene Ontology annotation, molecular function: protein binding. The transcript is spliced from 4 exons.
AUGAAUUGCACUUACCAUAUCCAAAAUCAAGUAUAAUUGAUUUGCAUAGCUCCUCACAAGUGUAAAUGCUUACGGAAACUGUGUAUUGAAUGCCAAUUUGAACAUGGAGUGGAUAUCCAAAAAUAUGCAGUUCCGAUUAAUAGGUUUCAAGAGAUAGUUAUCAAAAAAUUAUAAGAAUAUAGGCUUUAAGAGAAAUCUGAAAUAGCAUAAUAAAGAAAAGAAUUUAAAUGUAUUCUAUCUCAAACAGAAAUUAUGUUGAAAAGAAUUUGGGAUGAGUUAUCAUAAUAAAUUAAUUAGCUUUAUGAUUUCAUUGAAUAAACAAAUAACUCAUACCUGAAUCUUGUCAACGAAAAUGAUAAUAUAAUUGAAUCUUCAUAUUCAGACAUUGAAAAAUUAGUAUAAAUUAUAUAAGGGAACACAUUAAAUGAUUGGAUUUUUUAGAAAGAUUAAUAUUUAGUUUAAUUGGAGAAGGCAAAGAAUUGGUGGGAUCAAGAAGUUAAAGCUUUUAGUGAGAAGAUGAAUAAAGAGAUGAAUUAAAAUAUGCCAUUUAUUACGAUUCAAAUCGUUGAAAAGGAAGACUAAGUUAAUGUUUGGAAGGAUGAUUUAUAUGAAUUGUUGGCAUAGACAAAAAAUAUUGAUUAACAAUUAAUAAACAUGGUUAUUGAAUUGCUAAGGAAGGAGUAAAUCACAGAUUGUAUAGGGUAUCUUUCAAACUCUGAAAUAGUAAAAAAAUUAGAACAUCCUAGAAUUAAUAAUAUUUUGCUCUUAAUUAAUACUCUCAAAAAUAUUAGCGAAAUUGAUUUUAAUAGAAAGAAUUACUCCACAGAAGAUUAUAGUUAAAUUAGAAAGGAUUUGAUCGAAAAAAUAGCAAAUGAUGGAAGAAUAAUCUAAUUUCUAAAAUUUCUAGUUGAUCUUACAGCUAUUGAUGAAAGAUUGAUCUAAUGUGGAUCCAAUUCACUUAAUUUAUUAGCAGAGAUGAAGGCGGAUGUGAGAGAACAAAGCUUUCAGAAUAUAAGGAUUAGAGAUACUUCUUUAAGUGGUGCUAAUAUGGUAAGAUGCAAUUUAAAUGGAUCAAUUUUUGAUAAUGUUGAUAUUAGUGGAAUGAGCUUGAAUGGUGCAUCAUUAUUCAAUUGUAAAUGGAAGAAUAUACAAAUACAUGAUUUAAAUAAAUUCGAUGCUCAUAAUGGUAGUGUUUAUACAAUCUGUUUCUCUCCUAAUGGUGCUACAUUUGCAUCUGGUAGUGGUGAUAACUCUAUUAGAUUAUGGGAUGUUAAGACAGGAUAAUAAAAAGCAAAAUUAGAUGGUCAUACUCAUUAUAUUUAUUCAAUCUUUUUUUCUCCUGAUGGUAGCACAAUAGUAUCUGGCAGUGAAGAUAAGUCUAUCCGUUUAUGGGAUGUUUAGACAGGAUAAUAAAUAAGAAAAUUAGAUGGUCAUACUAGUGCAGUUUAUUCAGUCAGCUUCUCUCCUGAUGGUGCUACAUUAGCAUCUGGUGGUGGUGAUUCUUCCAUCCGUUUAUGGGAUGCUAAGACAGGAUAAUUAAAAGCCAAAUUAGAUGGUCAUACUAGCACAGUUUAUUCAGUCUGUUUCUCUCCUGAUGGUACUUCAUUAGCAUCUAGUAGUUAUGAUAAAUCUAUUCGAUUAUGGAAUAUUAAGACAGGAUAAUAAAAAGCCAUAUUAGAUGGUCAUAAAGAUUAUGUUAAAACAGUAUGUUUUCAUCCAGAUGGUACUAUAUUAGCAUCUGGUAGUCAUGAUAAAUCAAUCCGUUUAUGGGAUGUUAAGACAGGUUAAUAAAAAGCCAAAUUAGAUGGUCAUAGUUAACUAGUAAUAUCCGUAUGUUUCUCUCCUGAUGGUACUACAUUAGCAUCUGGUAGUUAUGAUAGGUCUAUUCGUUUAUGGGAUAUUAAGACAGGAUAAUAAUAAGCCAAAUUAGAUGGUCAUACUAGUUAUGUUUAAUCAGUCUCUUUCUCUCCUGAUGGUACUACUUUAGCAUCUGGUAGUCAUGAUAAUUCGAUUCGUUUAUGGGAAAUAAAGAUAGGAUAAUAAUAAACCAAAUUAGAUAGUAAUACUAAUUAUGUUCAAUCAGUUUGUUUCUCCCCUGAUUCUACUAUAUUAGCAUCUGGUACUUCUAAUAACACUGUCAGUAUAUGGAAUGUUAAAACAGGUUAACAAAUCGUACCUUCGGACAAUAAUUACAAAAGUAUUCUUGCAUAAUUUUAAUCCCCAAUAUUUAAAAACAAUAUUCUUCCAGAAAGAAUUACCUCAAAUAUUACAAUCCUUAGAAUUUCUUAAAAUCCUAAUCUAGAAAUUUAAGGAGCCUUAAUCUUGAAAGGAGAAUUUAUAAAUUCUUAAGGUGUAGAUUUGCGAUAAUUAUUAAAAUCUAAAGGAUGUUAUAUUUUAGAAAACUAAUUUGGAUUUCAAUGA